This is a messenger RNA of Lodderomyces parapsilosis, 273 nucleotides long. RefSeq names its product U2 snRNP complex subunit YSF3. NCBI's taxonomy places the organism in Eukaryota, Fungi, Ascomycota, Pichiomycetes, Serinales, Debaryomycetaceae. The record is from RefSeq and is a predicted model, not a curated record. The coding region runs from base 1 to 273 and encodes 90 amino acids. The transcript has a single exon.
AUGGCAGAUAAGAUACGUGAAAAAAAUCAAUAUGCUCUUUUGAAACAAAAAUACCCAGGGAUUGGCAAUGCAGACACUACUCGUGAUGAGUUUCUCACAACGACCUACAAUGAUACCAUAGCAUCACUAGCUCAUCAUAAACAUAUAAACUACUAUAAUCUGAUUGUGACUAAUAAGCAUCCUAAUUUGAUGAAACAAGAAAUGAUUAAAAAGAUUAAACUGGACGCAACCACAUCUAAUGGGAAACGGCAUGAUGCCAUCGCAAAGAGGUAA